AUGUUCUUCCCAUUGCCAAAGCGCAUGUCCAACGUUGCAGUUGUUUCCCCCAAGACUGGAACUAGCUUGUGGGCUGAUCUGCAAUCCCAGCUGCCAAGAGACUUGAAACUAAUCAGAUCGGGGGCCAAACUAGAGGACCAUCCAUCUCUAAUCCAUGAGUGGAUAGAGCUCCGCUUACAAGCUGCAAGAGCACUGCCUUUCAAACAGGAGGUAAUCCCCGGUGCAACUCCCUCCAACAUUGGUGUCCCAAAAGAGCUCGACAAAUGCAAUCCGAAACUGGGAACGAAUCUUAUUGCUGAAGUACAUCCACCUGAUAUCUUUGACUAG
Messenger RNA from Populus nigra (black poplar), 327 nucleotides. RefSeq lists its product as uncharacterized. NCBI's taxonomy places the organism in Eukaryota, Viridiplantae, Streptophyta, Magnoliopsida, Malpighiales, Salicaceae. The record is from RefSeq and is a predicted model, not a curated record. Bases 1 to 327 code for a protein of 108 amino acids. The transcript has 2 exons.